Messenger RNA from Stomoxys calcitrans (stable fly), 1458 nucleotides. RefSeq names its product putative inorganic phosphate cotransporter. The coding region runs from base 1 to 1458 and encodes 485 amino acids. The record is from RefSeq and is a predicted model, not a curated record. The transcript has 4 exons. Lineage: Eukaryota; Metazoa; Arthropoda; Insecta; Diptera; Muscidae. Gene Ontology annotation, molecular function: transmembrane transporter activity. Gene Ontology annotation, biological process: transmembrane transport; monoatomic anion transport. Gene Ontology annotation, cellular component: plasma membrane.
AUGACUAAAGCAGAAGAUAAAGGACCCGCUUUUGGCAUGCGCCAUGCUCAGGCCUUAUUGCUGUUCCUUAACAUUGUGGCCAUAUACAUUAGCCGUUUGAAUAUUGGAGUUGCUGUUGUGGCCAUGACAAAUGCGGAAACAACUAAUCCGGAUUUUCCAGAAUUUGAUUGGAGCGAAAAGGAAAUCUCCUACAUCUUGUCCAGUUUCUUUUGGGGCUAUGUUUUAACCCAACUGCCGGGAGGAGCUUUGUGUAAACGCUUUGGGGCUAAAAUCGUUAUGGGCUUGUCCACAUUCAUCUCGGCUGUGUUAAGUGCCAUAACACCUUGGUGUGUUGGUUGGGGUAGUUGGCAAGCAUUCUGCGCCAUAAGGGUAAUACAAGGUGUAGUUCAAGGUGUACUAUUUCCAUGUAUCUUUGAUCAUUUGGCAAAAUGGUGUCCAUUGAAAGAACGAAAUCGCUUGGGUGCUUUUAGCCAGACAGGCAUAGAUUGUGGUACGGUUUUGGCUUUGGGCAUAAGUGGCUUUAUAGCUGCUGGUCCCAUGGGUUGGCCCGGCAUAUCGUAUAUAUCAGCUGCAGUUUGUUUCCUAUGGUGUUUGCUAUGGCUCAUAUUUGGGGCGAAUAAUGUAUGCGAAUCUAAAUUUGCCACAGAAGCUGAGAGACAUUACAUCGAAUCAUCCAUGGCCCAUACAGAAGAUUUUCAUCAAAAGAAAAUUGCCAUACCUUGGAGGGCGAUUUUCACAUCUAUGCCAUUUCUCAUUUUGUUGAUUGCUCGUUGCUCCCACAUUUAUGGUCUGUCAACGCUGCAAUCCCAAAUACCUUCUUACUUAAAUGGAGUAUUGAACAUGGACAUCAAAUCGAAUGCCUUGAAUUCGUCAAUGCCCUUCAUGGCCAGUUGGGCAGUAUCAUACCUAUAUCUGUUCGCGGGUGAUUUCUUGCAGCAAAAGGAUAUCUGGAGCUUGACAGCCAUACGAAAAGUCUUCAAUAGUUUUGCCUUUUGGAUACCGGCCAUUGGUUUGGUGAUCAUAGGAUUUCUGGAUGAAGACAACAAAGCCUGGGCCCUGACCCUUAUGGUAAUAAGUGUGGCAGCGAAUAGUGGAAAUGUUAUUGGAAGUUCCUUAAACUCCAUUGAUUUGUCACCCAAUCAUGCGGGUUUUCUGAUGUCCGUUCUUAAUACAGCGGCAAGUGUUAUGUCACUAUUGGCGCCGCUUAUUGUGGGAUUUAUUGUCACAGAUGGGAACAUGCGUACCCAAUGGCAAAUUGUAUUUGCCAUUGCUGCAGCAGUGUUUUUUCUGGGAAAUUUGGUUUAUGUGAUAUGGGGUACCACAGACACCCAGCCCUGGAACGAUGAAAAUUUUCUUUUGCCUAAGGAUGCAGAACAUUCAAAUGGGGAAGAGAAACAUAAACAUAGCUUUGCUGAUGCUAUGCAGAAACCGCCAACUAUUUCAGAAAAGGUUGACUGA